AAAAAGAUGAAAAAGGAAUCUUUAACUUAAUUGAAUGGAAUAUCCCGAGUCCUGGCCCUAUCCAUUUUACCUACUCGGCACCCACUACCCACUAGGAAUCUGGAAUCCUCAUCCAAAAGCAGGCUCAUAUCUGGGAAUCUUUAUCGAACCGAAUCCGUGAAGAUCAAGAUGUCUGGAACGCAGUGCUGUGAGAAUCCGCCCACUUUGAACCCAAGCAGUGGAACUGGGUCUGUGGCGGAGCUGGGUGGCCUCAAGUCCUAUAUCACCGGCUCUUCCAACUCCAAUCUCGCUAUCAUCCUCGUCUCCGACAUUUAUGGUUUUGAAGCUCCAAAUCUCAGGGCAAUAGCUGAAAAAGUUGCAGCUAGUGGAUAUUAUGUUGUGAUUCCUGAUUUCUUUUACGGCGAUCCAUAUGUUCCUGACAGCAAGCCAUUGGGAGUCUGGAUUCAAUCACAUGGAACAGAAAAGGGAUUUGAAGAUACAAAAUCUGUUAUUGCGGCCCUAAAAUGUAAAGGAAUUUCUUCAACAGGAGCUGCAGGAUACUGCUGGGGUGCUAAGGUGGUUGUGCAAUUGGCAGCGUCUGAUUUUAUUCAAGCUGCGGUUCUAUCACACCCAUCAUUUGUUACUGUGGAUGAUAUCAGGCAGGUAAAGACGCCUAUUGCUAUUUUGGGAGCAGAAAAUGACUCUAUGUCACCCCCUGAGCUUGUUAAACAAUUUGGAGAGAUUCUUUCAUCCAAACCUGAGACAGGUGGAUUCCUUUGUGAAAAUCUUUCCGGGGGUUGCACAUGGGUGGACAGUGAGGUACAAUGUCGAGGAUGAGAAAGCAGUGCAGAGUGCUGAAGAAGCUCGUCAAGACAUGUUGAACUGGUUUACCAAGCACAUCAAGUGAAUGAAUCCUCAUCAGACUCGUAUGGACAUUAUUGUAGAAGAGAAUCUGAAUAAACCACAUGCUGUUUCUGUGCUCAGAACCAUGUCUUGCCAUGUAUGUCAUCGUGUAGUUGUUAGCACAAUCAAGUAUUUCGAACAAUGUAUGGCGUGUGUGGUUUUGCAUUAUAUAUCGAAGUUGCUUAGAUGCUGUUAUGGAGCAGCAGUUUCUGUUGCCUCGUUACUUUCAAGAAGUGCAGCCAUUAGGUGUUGCAGGAAGGAAUAACAAUGCGGUGAGAUAUUUGGUAGUUGGUACUUGCAUGUAGUUUUUGCUUUAGAAAUUUCAGCAAAAAUGGGUAACAAUGGAGUCAUGUUUGGUACAUCGCUAGUGUUUGAAUAUUUUUUUGGGGUAAAACAGUAUAAAAGAUGAAAACGAGUUUUAAACACCCUCUUCCAGUCAUCUUUAUCCCAUGAUCCUG
Cuscuta europaea is the source of this 1340-nucleotide messenger RNA. The record is from the annotation of a GenBank genome assembly. NCBI's taxonomy places the organism in Eukaryota, Viridiplantae, Streptophyta, Magnoliopsida, Solanales, Convolvulaceae.